This is a messenger RNA of Micromonas commoda, 735 nucleotides long. RefSeq lists its product with no specific name. The record is from RefSeq and is a predicted model, not a curated record. Bases 1 to 648 code for a protein of 215 amino acids. Gene Ontology annotation, cellular component: spliceosomal complex; U4/U6 x U5 tri-snRNP complex. Gene Ontology annotation, biological process: mRNA splicing, via spliceosome. NCBI's taxonomy places the organism in Eukaryota, Viridiplantae, Chlorophyta, Mamiellophyceae, Mamiellales, Mamiellaceae. The transcript has a single exon.
AUGGCGCCCGGAGCCGCGCAGGUGGACAACACCGCGAGGCGCAAGUGGGACAAGGAUGAAUACGCCGCGAAGGCCAAGGAGCGCGAGCGGCUCGAGGACGAGAAAGAGAAGGGCAAGAACAUCCGGCCCCCGCCCGGCGCCAUCAUCGAGCGCAAAACCUUGAGCCUCGACACCAUCAUCCAGCGCGACUACAAGAAGGAGCUGGAGGCGCGCGUCGGCACCAAAACGAUCGUCAACCUGGACACAGGCGAGGGCCUGGGGUUCAGGUGCAAGGAGACCGGGGUGAUCCUGCGCGAUUCCAUCGCGUACCUCGACCACAUCAACGGCAAGAAGCAGCAGAAGGCGCUGGGCAUGAGCAUGAGGGUGGAGCGCUCCACGGUGGAACAGGUGCGCGGCGCGUUCGAGCGCGCGAAGAGGAAGAAAGAGGAGGAGGAGAAAGAAUCCGCCGCGGACUUUGCGAAGCGCGUUAAGGCGGCGGAGGAGAACGAGGAGGAGCUGAGGGCUCGAAGGGCGGAGAAGAAAAAGGCAAAGAAGGAGGCGAAGAGAGCCGAGGAGGAAAAAGCCAAGGCGCAGCAGGAGAUGGAGUUCGGGUUGGACCCGGACAUGGCAGCCAUGAUGGGGUUCUCGGGGUUCGGCGGCAACAAGUGACGAGGCGACGCGAUGCGACGACGACUCUCCGCUCCACCGGCUAACCCGCUCGAGAGACGAGAGUCUUGAAUAAAAAAGCGAAAAAUA